UCUAGGUUAAAGAAAGAUAUUAGGGUUAAGAGCCAAAAGAAUCAAACUGUGAGAGGCAGAGUUGAAAACAGUCAUGGAAAUGGUCAAGAGGUCUAAGAAACAAGACGAAAUGAAUGUAAACGAUCCGUUUAUGACGCUUCAAAAUGACAUGAACGUAGAGAUUCUCAUGAAACUGCCGCCGGGAUCCAUAGCCAGGCUCCAUUUCGCUUCUAAACACUUGUCAUCGAUAAUCCUCGGCAAAGAGUUCACCGAGUUGUACAAGACUCGAUCUUCGACUCAGCCGCGUCAUCUUGUCUCAGUGCACGGUGGCCACCCGUACGUGUGGAUGCACCGCUUUCACUCCAUCUCUCAAGAGUAUCCGUCUUCUAAUCAUGACAAGGUUAGUUGUAGUGUGGAUCCGUAUGGACCGUGUCUAGCGACGUAUGACUUUACUCCACCUGUUCGCGGCUUGAUCUUUGGUCGGCACUGUAGCAAUAUGGUGGUCGGGAACCCUGGCACGGGUCAGUUCGUAUUUUUACCUAGAGUCGAAACGACGCAUCAAUGCAUAUUAUGUGUUUUUGGAUAUGAUCCAGUUAAUGAUGUGUACAAAGUGUUGUGCAUGACGGUGGUAACUAAACACACACCUUGUGUUGCUAUGUCGGAGGUGCAUCAAGUGAUCACUGUAGGAGCCAAAGAAAAAUGGAGGAGGGUCGAGUGUAAGUAUCCAUAUCAUCAUUAUCCUGGAUAUCAAGAGAUAUGCAGGGAUGGAGUUAUAUAUUAUUUAGCUUCUUACAAAGGAAAAAAAUCUCUAAUGAGGUUUGAUCUGAGUUCUGAAGACUUUAAUGUUACUAAGCUACCCGAGGAUCAGAAGCUUCAACGGUUUGGUGAGAUGGUGAAUCACACUGGAAAGAUAACCGUAGCGACGACUCUACUAGGAUGUAUUGAUCCAGUUGACCUAUGGGUUCUGGAAGAUGUCAACAAAGAAGUAUGGUCAAAAACUGUUGUCGUGGUGCCUUCUCUUCCAGAAAGAUUUGGAAUGUCUUAUGAGUUCGUGUUCAAGGGUAUACUUGGAACUGGGGAGAUGAUAUUCGCACCGAGGACAACCCCAUCCCCAUCCCCUAACCCGUUUUUUUUUGUUUGUUACAAUCCGGAGGGGGGAAAAUUCAGAAAAAUUGAGAUUGAUGAACUUGUAGAUUACCCUGUGUUUAUCCAAGUCUUUGUCGAUCAUGUAGAGAGUUAUAUGGUUCUGUCAAGGGUAUGUUAAUGUUCCUUAUUACUGUUAUUGUGACAUCUGAUAAAACAGUUUAUUCAGUCUUUUCAUCAAUGACGUUGUGUGAUUGUGGAUUGUAUAUGCAAGUAUGAGUUGUUUCAA
Molecule: messenger RNA, 1351 nt
Organism: Brassica napus (rape)
Lineage: Eukaryota; Viridiplantae; Streptophyta; Magnoliopsida; Brassicales; Brassicaceae
Product: F-box/kelch-repeat protein At3g04660-like
Exons: 1
Coding region: 74-1243 (389 amino acids)
Source: RefSeq, a predicted model, not a curated record